This is a messenger RNA of Uloborus diversus, 7261 nucleotides long. Its product is annotated as band 4.1-like protein 3. The coding region runs from base 197 to 4078 and encodes 1293 amino acids. Gene Ontology annotation, cellular component: plasma membrane; cytoskeleton. The record is from RefSeq and is a predicted model, not a curated record. Lineage: Eukaryota; Metazoa; Arthropoda; Arachnida; Araneae; Uloboridae. Gene Ontology annotation, molecular function: structural molecule activity; actin binding. The transcript is spliced from 18 exons.
GCUUCAAAUGUGUGAGGUGUAGCAAGGGUGUUCUGGAGAUGAAAUUUGCUUUACUUUGAACUUUUCGAAUUUUAUUCUUUUUUUUUUAUCACUUAUCAAAGCCUUGGAUAGGUUAUCUUCCCAUCUGGCAUUUCAUACUCACCAUCUUGUGUUCGGGUAAGAACCUUUCAGUUUCUAUUUAGUGUUGUUUUUAACUAUGGCUGAAGAAAAGGGGGAUACAGAAGAACAAAAAAGUGGGUCAGAUGAAAAGAAAAAUGCUCAAGAUACUGAAACAAAUUCCUCAAAUAGUUCACCAAAAGGCAGACGCCUUUCUACGUCUACCAGCAGUGCCAAGUCUGGACUCUGUCGUGUGAGACUUCUUGAUGGGACUGAUUAUGAGUCUGAAACUGAUCGCCGGGCGAAAGGUGGUGAAUUGUUCGACAAAGUCUGCGACUCUUUGAAUAUCAUGGAAAAAGACUACUUUGGAAUUACUUAUCGAGACAGUGAAGAUUCAAGAAGCUGGUUGAACUUUGAUAAAAGAAUAAGCAAGCAGAUCAAAAAUGCUCCGUGGGUGUUUUGUUUUGAAGUUAAAUUUUAUCCUCCUGAUCCUGCUCAAUUGCAGGAGGAUAUAACAAGGUAUCAACUAUGUCUUCAAAUAAGGAAUGAUAUUUUGUGUGGGAAGCUGCCGUGUUCAUUUGUAACUCAUGCACUUCUUGGUUCAUACUUGGUACAGUCAGAACUAGGAGAUUAUGAUCCUGAUGAACAUGGAAAUAAUUAUUUAUCUGAAUUUCGCUUUGCACCAAAUCAGACUCCUGAACUUGAAGAAAAAGUAGUUGAAUUACAUAAACAGCAUAAAGGCCAAACUCCAGCCGAAGCUGAGCUUCAUUAUUUGGAAAAUGCAAAAAAGUUGGCUAUGUAUGGUGUAGAUUUACAUCAAGCAAAAGAUUCAGAGGGCAUUGAUAUCAUGCUUGGCGUUUGUUCUUCUGGUUUACUGGUUUACAGGGAUCGACUACGAAUCAACAGAUUUGCGUGGCCUAAAAUUUUAAAAAUUUCAUACAAAAGAAAUAAUUUUUACAUCAAAAUUCGACCUGGUGAGUUAGAACACUUCGAAAGUACUAUUGGUUUCAAAUUGCAAAAUCACAAGGCAGCCAAACGAUUAUGGAAAGUUUGUGUUGAGCAUCAUACAUUUUUCAGAUUGAUGACUCCAGAGGUUCCCCCUAAGCCAAAACUUUUCCUUCCUCGCUUUGGUUCCAAGUUCCGGUAUUCUGGUAGGACCCAGUACCAAACGAGACAAGCCAGUGCUCUAAUAGAUCGUCCACCUCCGCAUUUUGAGAGAACCUUAAGCAAUAAAAGAUUUGCAUCCAGGAGUAUGGAUGGUGCCCCAGGCUACUCUAGAGAGCGUACCUCUCCAACUGAAAGACCAGACGAAAGCAAGCGCCACACUCUUUCAGGUCCUCCUAGCCAAGGGUACCCCAGUGAUGAGAAAAUGGAUGACCAGUCCACCUCCUUAACAACCACUCCCGAAGAGGUCUCUCGAUCAGAAAAGAUGAAGGAAUUGGAAGCAGAAAAGAAGCGGGAAAGUAAAAAACCAAUAGGUGGUAUAGCCGUCAUGUUGCCAAUGGACUUGCCAAAAGGAGGUUCUAGAGGUAAAUCCCCUAUACCCCCAGAAACAGUUGAUAAAAUAGAAGUGAAAACUUUAAGUCAAGAACCUUACAAAAAGGGAAUAGAAGAGUCCAGGAAUAAAGUUUCAGCUUCUCCAACUGCAAAGACUGUAACUCCCUCAAAAACGGAGGAACAUAUAGUUUUGCGAGACAGGAACAAAGGGCAAGAUGACCCUCAGAGACCAACGUCUCUUUUUACUGGAAAACCAACACCCUACACGAAAGAAUACAUCUACGAGGUCAAUGCCAAUGAACAAAAAACGCCAUUCAGCCCUGCUGAUCAUGGAUUUACGUAUGAAGGCCAGAAAAGUGGAAAUAUUUCUCCUGUUCCUGCGGAGACUAUUCUGCUGGAGACCUCGCCAGGAAGUAAAAGAGCGAAAGGUCUCGCAUUUACUUACGCUCCUCCAGAAGUGGAAAACGAUAAUUCACAGUGUGAAGUAAUUUUACCUGCACAGCAGGUCAUCACCGAGGAAGAUAACAGAGUUCAAGACGUAUCUUCAGAGUGGAAUGACACCACAAUUGAUGAGUCACUAAAAUGGGACGAUUCCAAAGAUGAUGAGAUGAUAAAAAAUAAAGAAAAUUUGGAAAUAACUGAAAAGAGUGAACAGAAAUCGAAAUUGGGUCUUUCAAUGUUCAUGAAGAAGGAUAAGAAGAACAAAAAGCAAGACGAUAAAGUUAAAGAGAAAGAGGAGAAAGAACGGAAGGAAAAAGAAGACAAGAAGAAAGGGGAAAAGGAUAAGAAAAAGCAUAAAGAGGAAAAGAAAAAUAAAUCUAAUAAAUCUACAGAAAAUUCUCCAAAUAAAAGGGACUCUGCUGUUGAAGCCGACUUGCAAGUUGAUGAAAUUGUUGUUGCUGCUGCACCUGAGAACUUGCAGAACUUGAAGGAAAGUGAUGAGAAAGAAGUGAGAAUUAUUUCUGAUGAAGAAGAAAAAGCUGUUAAGGAUGAAAUUGAAAAAGAGAAAAAAAUAAGACUGUCAUUUAGUAAAAAAGGUAAAUCUAAAGAAGUAGAGGAUGCAGAAAAUAUCAAAAUUUCAAAGGAGGAUUUGAAGAAACAGAAAGAAUCAGAAAGAAAGUUGAAAGAAGCAAAAGAGGAGGCUAAGAGGAAAGAAAAAGAGGAAAAGGAAUUAGCUAAGAAAAAAGCUAAAGAAGAAAAGAAAUUGAAAGAGAAAGAAGCAAAAGAGAAAAAGUUAAAAGAAAAAGAAGCUAAAGAAAAGAAGGCCAAAGAAAAAACAGAAAAAUCAAAAACAAAAUCAGACAGCAAGCUGGAUAAAAGUGCAAAACAUUCCUCACCAGAAAAAGACAAAAGCAGUGACUCUCCUGAAAAAUCCAAAACCAAUGUCUCUGAAGAAGAAAAUAGACCCGCAAAUGAUUCUGAAAAUAUUAAAGAGAAGGAAACUCAAUCUAAAAGUAAGGAAAGUUUAACUAAGGACUCAAAAUCGAAGAAAUCAAAAAUUUCGCUAUCAAAAAUUGUCAAAAAGAAACCUAAGAAAGACAAAGGCAAACAUUCAGAUGCUUCGUCUAUCUCAAGCAGUUCAUCAGCCGAUUGCAUGGUUGAAUAUGCUUCAAAUGUAACCGCUGAUAACAUGGCAGAUACAGAAGGCUUAGUAACUUCAACACCUAAUCGUCCCCUAAAAUCAAAUACUGACUCUUUUCCUGCUGAUAGUUCCAAAGACUUUUCCUUCAGCUCUGAAACUGCUGUGUUAGAGCUCGAUCGUUCGCCAUUUUCAAGCCCAGGAAAAAAGCGUCUCCAUAAAGGGCCAGAUCAUGCUUCAGAGAAGAAACAAACAGAGACAGAAAAAUAUAAGGGACCAACUUUAGUUACUGAAUCUUCUUCCUCGGCAACAAGUUCUAUGACAACGACGAUGAGUAAGCAGAUUGCAGGAACUGAAGUUACAACAUCUCCUGAUAAAGGUGUAACAUCAACAAAAACUUCUAAAACCAGCAUGGACCAGGAGAAGACUGUUACUCAAAAAGUAACCAAGAGUACAAGAGUAAUGACCGGAACAUUGGAAGAUGUACAGUCUGCUAUAGUGAAGACUGAAGCCAUCAAAUAUGAUCCAAGUACAGUAAAUAAUUCUCAGCACAGUACGACUUCUGUUCCUCUGGUGGCAACAGAGACCAGGAAAGUCAACUACCCUGUGCCUCCCCCUCCUCAGUUUGAGUCUGAAGGUGAAAUUCUGCCUUUGUCUGAGGAUGGGGAAAUAGUCAGUUCCUCAACAGUCUCCAGUAAAACAAAGACUGUUGAGACUAUUACGUAUAAAAUGGAAAGAGACGGUGUGGUGGAAACUCGCGUUGAACAGAAGAUUACUAUUCAAAGUGACGGCGACCCAAUCGAUCAUGACAGGGCUCUUGCUGAAGCUAUUCAAGAAGCAACUAUGAUGAAUCCAGAUAUGACUGUAGAAAGGAUAGAAAUUCAACAACAAUCCAGCUCUCAAUGAUUUUUAGAUUGCUUUGCACAAUUAUUUGAAAAUCAAUCGCUUUGCAUCGACUGGAAAUCACAGAGCAUGGCGAUCACGAAAAGUUUAUCAUCAGCAAGAGUUGGUUAUAGCUUGUCUGCGCAAAUGGCUUACUGUGAUUGGGGAUAUAUCUGCAUUUUUUUGUUUUGUAUAUAAAUUGUUUUACCCCCGCAGACUAGAAUGGACGGUGUUUUAAAAUCCUUCAUUCGGGUUUCGGGUAUUUUACUUGUUGGACGUAAGCUGAUUACCAAUCUUCUGUGUUUCUGUAAUUAAAUCUUGAUUUUAAAAAAAUUACAUCAUUGUUGUUUAAACUAAAUUGCGGUUUUAUUCAAAUUGGUAAAUCAAUCAAGGCAUGUUUUAAUCCUUUGCACUCAAGGACUUUCUGACUUGGGCAAAUCAGCAACACAAGAUGACCAAUCAAGCAGUGAGAGUUACUUCUCGAGUGCAAGGGUUAAAAAUAUAAUUGUUAAGAAACGAAAGAUUGGUAUAUUUGCGAAUUCAAGUACAUACAAUUUUGGGAAAAUUGGUGUACUUCAUGAAGGCAUAUUUAGUAUGCUCCAUAUUAAAGUGUAUUUCUUUUUUUUGAAUUUGCAUCACAUUUUUUUUAUUUGUCAAAAAUGUUUCAUUUUGUACAAAUGAGCAAUGUUAUGCAUUUUUUGGGUGCAACUGAGCUUAUGGUAUUUAGAUUUGAAAUUAUCCCUUUGUUAUUUUCACUUUUUAUAUGACUACGAUCUCAGUAAAAUGUGGUAUAGAUUACAUUUAUUGAAUCUAGAACAUUUACCUUUCAUUGUGUAUGAAAGGACAUUUUCAGUAUCAUCUCUCCAUUAUAUGAAGCCUAAUACAAAAUUUUCUAGAAAAGAGGAUAGUAACAGGCAAUAUUGUAGCAAAAUCGUUUUGUGCUCCUACAUAUGCCUUCUCAUUCACUCUACAUGUUUACCUACUUAUUGUGUUUGAUAAUUUUAAAAAAUUAAGAAAUUUUAAAAGUUUCUUUAAAAAUUUUUUUUUCUACAUUAGUAGUACUUAGAUUUUAAAAUAUUUAUUUUAAAUAUGCAAUAAUUUUACCCGAUGGCUGUCUAUUUGUCAUAAUUGUUUCAUUAUAUAUAUUAUUGUCAUUUCAACCCUUCGUAAAAAGGCAGCUUUGUAGUAUUUUUUUUUCUUUCAAAUUUUACUAAUAAUUGUGUGUGAAGAUUUUUCUUGAACUUAAUCAUCAUAAGUUAAAUUAUGUAAAUUCAUGCAUGAUGAUAGAAUGAACAUAUUUCUUUACAAAUCAAAGUUGAAUCUGGCAAGAAUGUGCUUAGUAAAAAUAUUGUUAUGUGGAUAUAAAGUGAGAAUUUGAUUUGUUGAACCUUAAUUUACAUUAGGUAAACUUAUCAGGGUGUUUAUGAUGAUUAGUUUGAAGAAUUAAAGCUAAACUUAAAAAAAAAAAAAAGGAAAUUGAAUGAAUGUUGCAUAUUGUAUAGCAUUCAAAUCUGACUUUCUUUUGCCCAAUAAAAAUACAGCAUAUGCUAUUACACAAAAUUCUGUGUUUAUGCUGUUAAUUCAUGCAUGUUUUUAAAAGGUAGGCAAAAUAAAUUCUACAUUCUAAUAUUUUAUUUCAUGUAAAAAAUAAAAAUUUUUAAAAAAAUGCUUGAUUGGAAGACAUUUUAAUAAAUGAACAAAUUAAAAGUUUUUUGCAGUAAAAAAAUACACCUGACAUAUUCGUAUUUAUAGUUGCAACUUCCCAGAUGUUGUCGAAUGGCUCUAAGAGUUUUAAAAUGUGUUUCUUGGGAAACCUAAUAUAAUUGUUUGUAGCAUACUAAAAUUUUAUCUUCUGACAGUAACCAGCAUGAUAGAUAACUUAUUCUGAAAAUCAUUAAGUUUUGUUGCUCAAUAAAAUAUAAUCACAAAUAAUUACUAUUCAGAAAACUAGUUAUCUGUAAUUCGUUUGUCCUUUUAUUAUGAAGUUUUCCUUUUAUUGCAAUUUAUUCUGCUGAAAUCAAUAAAGAAAUAAAAUUUAUUUACUUAAACAUAUAAAUCAAGUUUUGACCCAAGGCUGUCUGUCUAUAACUGAAUUGAGCAUGAGGAAAGUGACUUAAAAUGAAGAGUCUGUAACAAUUCUUCUCACUUGUGCCUACUGUGUCGAAAAAUGAAGGGAAUGAACGGCAAAAAGAAAAUUGUUAUAUUGUAAAGUAUCCUUUAUAGAGAAAACUGUAUAGAAAAUAUAUGCUAAUAUAUGAUUAUUCAAAUUGUUAAAUUUGCCUGAAUGAGAAUGUAUAACAAAAUAUUAUAUACUUAAUGUCUAUGGAGUUAUAUAUGGGUGUUGUUAAAAAUAAUUUCAAAUCAAGAUUUUUUUCAUCUAUUGUUAUUUAUUAGGUUGGGCAUGUCCAUUCAAAAACAGUGCCUCUUAUGUGUUUUCUGAACAUGGAAAGUUUCAUCUGGACUUAAAACUAAACUGCAUUUAACAAAAAUAUACCAAUGGUUUUGUGCACAUGCGCUAAGUGACUCCUUCUGUCAAACAUUUUCAAAGACUCCUGUUACAUUAGACAAAUUUGUGAUUAAAUUUGCGAAACCUUGGUUAUUAUGUAUUAAAAACAUACCUCAACAUUUUGUAAUUGGUUUACGAGUUACAUUCCAGUCCAUUAUACACUUACCCCAUUUUUCAAAAAAGGUCACUUGUCACAUGUUUGCACUAAGCCACUAAUAUUAGGUUGAUAUUUAAAUUACUUUUAUAAAAUGUGGAACAUUUGAAAUAUAAAAGGACUAUCAAGUGUAGUUGUUACUAAUUGAUACAGCUUGAAAAAAUAUCUUGUUCCUAAAAGUUUAUAUUUACAUGUCAGCUGUCUUUUGUUUUGUUGUAUACACAAGACAGCCCAAUAAGUCUGAAAAUUGCUCAGAGAGUAGGUAUUUUAGUCAUCAAGUAACUUAAAUGACUUAAAUGUGUGAUAAUGUUUCAUCAUAGUUUAUAUGUUCCAUUUCAAGUUAGAUGUUCUUGAGCAGCUUUUAAAUUUUAGUAUGUAUAUUGUUUUAUUAUUUUAACAUUUUCUUUUUAAAUUCACUCAAAUUUCCCAGGACAUGCUGCUUCGUUAUUAUGCACAUAGAACCAUUAAAAAAAUCAUUGACAGAUUCUAUUGUGUAUUUGAAUUGUUUAAUUAUCAUUUUAAAAAUAAAAAAGAGUUUUAUUAGAUA